This is a messenger RNA of Ruditapes philippinarum (Manila clam), 638 nucleotides long. RefSeq lists its product as uncharacterized. NCBI's taxonomy places the organism in Eukaryota, Metazoa, Mollusca, Bivalvia, Venerida, Veneridae. Gene Ontology annotation, molecular function: phosphotransferase activity, for other substituted phosphate groups. Gene Ontology annotation, cellular component: membrane. The transcript has 6 exons. Gene Ontology annotation, biological process: phospholipid biosynthetic process. The record is from RefSeq and is a predicted model, not a curated record. The annotation marks the transcript as partial.
CAAAGGGAGACUACCUACACUAGAGAACAUCUGAAGGAAAAUGGUGUAAACAAAUCAACGAAAAAUGGGAAAUGAAGUUUUGUUUUACGUACCAAAUAUAAUUGGCUAUGUGCGCAUUUUGCUACUGGUUGCGAGUUUAUUCUACUAUGAUAAACCACUCUACUUCUUGAUUUUGUAUGGUGUAUCAGUGGCAUUAGAUGCUUUGGAUGGAAUACUAGCUAGAAAAUUGAAUCAAACUUCUGUAUUUGGUGCAUGGUUUGAUGUUUUAAUUGACCUGGUCAGCAGAGGGGCAUUGUGGUGCUUCAUAUCAAAAUGGGGAUAUUUUGUAAUGAUGAUUGAAUGGCUUACCUUUGUGUGUACACACUCAAGAGGGUCUAAUUGGAAAAUUCCUGAUGAGGAGUUCCCAUCUAUUUGUAAGCUGGUGAUGGCCAAAGGUUUUAAAACACCAGUUGGAGCAUAUGCAAUAACAGGCAUCUUUGUACUACCGCUGUGGAUUUAUGGAAUGAUGUCAGGAUUUUUGCUUGGUUAUCUAAGUGUACCAGUGUCUGCUCAAUAUUGUGUUCUGAUAUUACUGAUUGGAGGGAGACUGUUGGCUUUGACAACAGAGGUAACAUUCAUAUUUUUUUUUCACCUUUUUC